Messenger RNA from Cololabis saira (Pacific saury), 2258 nucleotides. RefSeq names its product succinate receptor 1-like. The record is from RefSeq and is a predicted model, not a curated record. Gene Ontology annotation, biological process: G protein-coupled receptor signaling pathway. The transcript has 2 exons. Gene Ontology annotation, cellular component: plasma membrane. NCBI's taxonomy places the organism in Eukaryota, Metazoa, Chordata, Actinopteri, Beloniformes, Belonidae. The coding region runs from base 80 to 1069 and encodes 329 amino acids. Gene Ontology annotation, molecular function: G protein-coupled receptor activity.
UGAUGUUCCAGCCAUGUCAUAUUACCCUCAGUUUCUCUGUUUACUGUCUCCAGUGUACAAAUAGUGGCUGCACCUGCUCAUGGUCACACUCCUGACAGCCAGCAGACUCUACGAGAACCGCAUAAUGCCACUCAGCUGCACAGAGCUAGACGGUGCCCUGAAGAGGUACUAUCUGUCACCAUUUUAUGGAAUCGAGUUCUGCAUUGGUUUCCCUGGAAACCUCUUGGUCGUACUUGGUUAUAUUUUUUGUUUGCAGGAGUGGCAGAGCUGCAAUAUCUAUCUUUUUAAUCUGGCGGUGUCUGACCUUAUUUUCCUCUGUACAUUGCCACGCCUCUCCUACCUUUAUGCAAAUGAUCAGGUAGAAACUAUGACCUACGCGUGCAUUGUCAAUCGCUACGUCCUACAUGUCAAUCUUUACUCUUCCAUCCUCUUUAUGGUUUGGCUCAGCAUGGACCGCUUCUUGCUCAUAAAACAUCCAACUAGGAAUCAUUACCUGCUGAGGCCACGAACAGCCCUGAUUGUGACCGGGUUGAGCUGGGUGGCCGUCAAUGUGGAAAUUGCCCCAAUGAUCUCAUUAAUGCUCCAGGACUUACAAACACAAAACUGGAGCUUCUGCAAUGAUUUUGGCAGCCUAAAAGGAGAUGUCAACCCCUUAGGUUACAGCAUUGGGUUAACAAUUACUGGUUACAUUCUCCCUAUGAUUGCACUUUGUGUUUUUUCCUAUCAAAUUGCCCACCUGCUCCAGAUGCAGGAAAGAGCUCACAGGACAUCAUACAGACGGGCUCUUAGAGUUGCUAUCUCAGCUGCUGCCAUGUUUCUGAUUCUCUACACCCCCUACCACGUGCUGAGAAAUGUGAGGAUAGCAUCUCAGAAGCCCUGGGCAGGGGUGGAAACAUGUUCAAUAGAAUACAUAGAUUCUCUGUACAUCUUGACCAGACCAUUGGCCUUCCUGCACAGUGUCAUCAACCCUGUCUUCUACUUCUUCAUGGGCGACAAGUUCAGAAAUCUCCUAAUCUCUAAACUCAGAAAGACAUUCAGAAAGAAGGAGCCGAGAAGAGAACCAGCCUGACUAAACUUAACACAGGAUUCCUGCAUGCGUGGAAGAAAACGAGAUGCAUAAAAAUCAGGUAUCACAUGAGAAUCAGCUUCAACUGUACAUAAAAAUUCUUCACUGUAUAUUUUGUAUUAAAUAUUUUAUAUUUUAAAGUAAAAUGUGUAAUAUAAAGUUAUUUUUACAUGUAUUAGGCUGAUCUUAAUUGACAUUUUAUUUUAACUAUAGGCAUUCUAUGAUAGUCAAUGUGAACCUAUUUUGUUUUCUGUACUUGUAGUUGUUGAUAAAGGGUUAAAAUUGGCACAUCUGGAAAUUGACAAAACUGGCUCAACAAGUUUUAAAAUUUUUACCACUAAGGCUGCACAACAGAAAGAAGUAAACCCUGCCUUCUCUAUAGAAUAUUCACAAUUUUUACAAGAUUGUUUUUUCUGUGUCCUCUCCUAUUUUCCAUGUUAUAUUAUUUCUAUACCAGUUUUUGACAUUUUUUGCGCACCAAAGUCUAGCACAGAUAGACUUGUAAUGACGAUAACUAUUUAAAAAAAAUACUUCUUUUACUUUCUACAGCGAUUUUUUUAAGGUUUUUAUGUAAAGCCCUUUGAAUUGUAUUGAAAUGUGCUGUACAAAUAAACUUGCCUUGCCUUGCCUGCCGCUGUCACAAUUAUGAAAUUUCAGCUGAUAAUGGAUUGCCUUUAAAUGAUGUGAAUUAACAAAUUAAUUGCUCCUGCUCCUUUUGUGACAGUCUGCAAAAUGGUCAAUGCUGCACCAUAAACAAGAAAAUAUCCAUGUAUUUGUUGUAACAAAAAUAAAUGAAUAAAAGUAAUAAUAAAAAAGAACAUUACUUGAAAUAUGUGUUUGGUUUUUAGGCUUUUUAUACCUAACCUUACACAUGGCUGACGCGCUAUAUCUGCAACCAGAUGAGCUUUGUAAAUUUCACUUAAAGGAGCUUGAGGCCGGAUUGAGGCAGAAUUUAUGAAAAAAAUUUGUAUACGUUUUAAGUUUUCUAGUAAUAAUGUCAGAUGAAGCGUUCCAAACCCAAAAGAAUGAGCCCUCUAGUGUAUCUCUCCGUGUGAUGCAAAAUGUGCUGCAAUUCGGGCCCAAAUUUCCUGCGCUGGGCUGCGGAUGUGACGUCACAUGACGCUGCAUGCACGUUCUCCCCGUUCUCCCGUGCCGGCUUCACUGUUGGCUGCAGUACCCCCGGCUGCCGUCG